CAGGAGGCCUGAGGCUGCACUACCACUGAACCGAGGCUGGGAGAGCAACUUGUCUUUUGCAAUCCUUGCUGGUCUGACAAGCUCCCGUGGAGUUACAUCACUUCCUAAAAAACAGGCAAACACCUCUUCUUCGAGUCGGCACCGACCUGAACAGGCAGGAAACAGGAAACUCGCGUUUCAGGGAGACCGAGGCCCCGCGCAGCAUCUUGAGCGCACCCUGCCUGACAUGAGAUCUCGCCGCGCCGCCCUGGUCCUCGCCCUGCUGGCCACGCUCGCUCCUGCCGGCCACGGUGAUUAUGAGGAAGCAGAGCAGUCGGGAGACAUGGUCGGGGAAGACGCAGCAAUGGAAGAUGCUCCCCUGAGUACCUUUGAUGCAGUGACUCUGGAGCCGCCCACCCCGGAUGCCAACUUCACCCACAUGGCUGAGGAUGCAAUGCAGUUGCAACUAAUAUUAAUGGCCGCGAUCCCGUUGGCUUUAUUGGUCCUGCUAGUGUUGAUAGUGGUACCCUUUGCAAUAUACCGUAAAAGAAAAAGAGCUAAGCAAGAGCCUUCUAGCCAAGGAUCUCAGAACGCGUUACAGACGUGUGAACUGGGAGGUGACAACAUGAAAGUCCCUAUUUUUGAAGAAGACACGCCCUCUGUUAUGGAAAUAGAGAUGGAAGAGCUUGACAAAUGGAUGAGCAGCAUGAAUAGAAACGCUGAUCAUGAGUGUUUACCUACUUUAAAGGAAGAAAAGGAAUCCAGCCACAGCCCGAGUGACCAUGAACCCUAACGCUGAGCAGGCCUCUGUUUUCCAAGAGGAGCAGCCUUGCUGAAUGAACCUACCCAGCCUGCCGGAGGACGGUGAAGACGACACGGCUUAAUGAAUUUCAAACCCACGGAGACGCAACAACCUUUUGCUGUUUUUCCCAAUGCCUGCUCUUCUUAAUGGUGGCUUUACCUGCACUCGGAAGAACAGGCCUUUGAGCCCCAGGAAAAGCCCUGGCGGCCGUGCCUCUCUGCCUCUGCGGAUGGAGCAACGUGCGACGCGCUCCGCUCUGACCCUGGGACAUUCCCUGCUCUGGGCUAACUCCUGGCUGAUGGUACUUGCUCUCCCGUCCCCACCACCUUUUGGCUUCAUUCCUUAGGGUUUAAGUCAGGAGGUUGUUUUCACCCAUGGUUUUCUUCUGGCUCACUCUGGUUAAGUGCUUGUGGUGAUCAAGUUCACCAGCAGGUCAACGACCCGGAACAGAAGCUUUUUUCUAGAGAGUGCUAUCGUGAGAAUGAUCGUGAGCCUCAUCCUGGGGGUUGGUGGGCUGGUUUACGUCCACCAAGAAGACGUGGGGAGAGAACCCCGCCUUCUCCUCCCCUACCCAGCAGCGAUGAGGA
Molecule: messenger RNA, 1368 nt
Organism: Ochotona princeps (American pika)
Lineage: Eukaryota; Metazoa; Chordata; Mammalia; Lagomorpha; Ochotonidae
Gene: TMEM154
Product: transmembrane protein 154
Exons: 7
Coding region: 227-772 (181 amino acids)
Source: RefSeq, a predicted model, not a curated record